Molecule: messenger RNA, 16076 nt
Organism: Tyto alba (common barn owl)
Lineage: Eukaryota; Metazoa; Chordata; Aves; Strigiformes; Tytonidae
Gene: DOT1L
Product: DOT1 like histone lysine methyltransferase
Exons: 28
Coding region: 494-5716 (1740 amino acids)
Biological process (GO): DNA repair; DNA damage checkpoint signaling; heterochromatin formation
Cellular component (GO): nucleus
Molecular function (GO): histone H3K79 methyltransferase activity
Source: RefSeq, a predicted model, not a curated record
CGCGGGCGCGCCCCCCCGCGCCGCCACGGUCACGCGCUCCCCCCCCCCUUCUCCCCCCUCCCCCCCGCCCCCCUCGGCGGCGCGCGCGCGCGCGCGGGGAGGGGGCGCGCGCGGGGAGGGCAGCUGAGGACAGGGGGAGGGAGGGAGCGCGAGGCCGCGCCCGCCUCCGCCCCCCGCGUCUGGCGCGUCGGUCGGGCCCGGCCCGGCCCGGCCCCGGCGCCUCAUUGUGCUUCGCCUCACGCCGGCCCAAGAUGGCGGCGGCGCCGGAGAGCCCCGCGAGCCGCUAACGACAAUAGAGGGAGGCGAGGGGAGCGGGCGCCCCCGCCGGCACCGGCCUCGCCUCUCCCGCCGCCCUUCCCCCCCCCCCCCCCCGCCGCCGCCGCCGCCGCACCUCGCACACGCCCCCCGGCCGGGCCCGGCCGCCACACCCCACCCCGGCCGGCCCCUCUAGCAUGGUGCGGGGCCGCCGCCGCCUCCUUCUCCGGCUGCCGACAUGGGCGAGAGGCUGGAGCUCCGGCUGAAGUCGCCCGUGGGAGCCGAGCCCGCCGUCUACCCCUGGCCGCUGCCCGUCUACGACAAACACCAUGAUGCUGCUCACGAAAUUAUUGAGACAAUUCGGUGGGUCUGUGAAGAAAUCCCAGAUCUCAAGCUUGCUAUGGAAAACUAUGUUUUAAUUGACUAUGAUACGAAAAGCUUUGAAAGCAUGCAGAGGCUUUGUGACAAGUACAACCGAGCCAUUGAUAGCAUUCAUCAGUUGUGGAAAGGAACCACCCAACCGAUGAAACUGAACACUCGUCCCUCCAACGGGCUCCUCCGGCACAUCCUGCAGCAAGUGUAUAACCACUCGGUGACUGAUCCAGAGAAACUUAACAACUAUGAGCCCUUUUCCCCAGAGGUUUACGGAGAAACUUCCUUUGACUUAGUGGCCCAAAUGAUAGAUGAAAUUAAAAUGACAGAGGAUGAUUUGUUUGUUGACUUGGGCAGUGGUGUGGGUCAGGUGGUGCUUCAAGUGGCUGCAGCCACAAACUGCAAACAUCACUAUGGUGUGGAGAAAGCUGAUAUUCCAGCCAAAUAUGCUGAGACGAUGGACAGAGAGUUCAGAAAGUGGAUGAAAUGGUAUGGGAAAAAACAUGCAGAAUACACACUGGAAAGAGGUGACUUCCUCUCAGAAGAAUGGAGAGAGAGAAUUGCAAACACAAGUGUUAUUUUUGUGAAUAACUUUGCCUUUGGUCCUGAGGUGGAUCACCAGCUGAAGGAGCGAUUUGCGAACAUGAAGGAAGGUGGGAGAAUUGUGUCCUCAAAACCUUUUGCACCUCUAAAUUUUAGAAUUAACAGUCGAAACUUGAGUGAUAUUGGCACUAUAAUGAGAGUUGUGGAGCUAUCACCACUGAAAGGGUCUGUGUCGUGGACCGGGAAACCAGUUUCUUACUACCUGCAUACUAUUGACCGAACCAUACUUGAAAACUAUUUUUCUAGUCUCAAAAAUCCAAAACUCAGGGAGGAACAAGAGGCAGCUAGACGUCGUCAACAAAGAGAAAAUAAGAGCAACACAACUACUCCAACGAAGGUUCAAGAAAACAAGGAUUCUGGUGCUGAAGAAGAAAAGGCUGCGGCGAAUUCUGUUAAAAAAACAUCUCCCUCCAAAGCACGUAAGAAAAAGCUAAGUAAAAAAGGAAGGAAAAUGGCAGGCAGGAAACGAGGACGUCCCAAGAAAAUGAACACUGCAAACACAGAGCGCAAGACCAAGAAGAACCAAACUGCACUAGAACUUCUGCAUGCUCAAACUGUUUCACAGACAUCUUCAUCCUCUCCUCAGGAUGCAUACAAGUCACCUCAUAGUCCAUAUUACCAACUACCUCCUAAAGUGCAACGGCAUUCAUCUAACCAGCUACUGGUGACACCUACCCCACCUGCACUACAGAAGCUGCUAGACUCUUUUAAGAUCCAGUACAUGCAGUUCAUGGCGUACAUGAAAACUCCUCAAUAUAAAGCAAGUCUGCAACAGUUACUGGAGCAGGAGAAGGAAAAGAAUGCUCAGUUACUGGGGACAGCACAGCAGUUAUUCACCCACUGCCAGGCACAGAAAGAGGAAAUCAAACGUCUUUUUCAGCAGAAACUUGAUGAGUUGGGAGUUAAAGCUCUAACAUACAAUGACCUGAUUCAGGCUCAGAAGGAAAUCUCUGCUCACAAUCAGCAACUGAAAGAACAGACGAAACAACUGGAGAAGGAUAACAGUGAACUCAGGAACCAGAGCUUACAGCUGCUUAAGGCACGGUGUGAAGAACUGAAGCUGGAUUGGUCAACACUGUCACUGGAGAACUUGCUGAAAGAGAAGCAGGCGUUGAAGAAUCAGAUUUCUGAGAAACAAAAACACUGUUUGGAAUUGCAGAUCAGCAUCGUGGAACUUGAGAAGAGUCAAAGACAGCAGGAGCUCAUGCAGCUGAAAUCGUACACGCCAUCUGAUGAGUCACUGUCAGUACAGCUACGCAAUAAAAACCAUUUGAGCCGUGAUCCUGAGACUGAUCAUGGCAGGUUCCAACUGGAGCUUGAAUGCUCCAAGUUUCCUAUGCCCCACAUCAAUGGCAUGAGCCCUGAACUGUCCAUGAACGGCCAUGCUACUCCCUAUGAAAUUCAUAACACCUUUAGCAGGCCCUCUUCCAAGCAGAACACCCCUCAGUACAUGACCUCUCACCUGGACCAAGAAAUAGUUCCGUGUACCCCAAACCACAGCAGCAGACAGAAGGCAGACAAGAUGACGAGCUUGUCCUUACCUGAUUAUACCAGGUUUUCCCCGGCUAAAAUAGCACUAAGGAGACACUUGAAUCAAGACCACGGAGUCAAUGGGAAAGCAACAGCUAAUGAGAUACAGAGAGCUGACCAUGUCAAAGAGAAUGGCCUUACAUAUCCAAGCCCUGGUAUUUCAAAUGGCAUAAAGCUGAGUCCUCAGGAAACUCGGCCCUCUUCCCCAGCGGCCUUACCAGUUGCAAGCGAGAAGGUUUUGAGAGAGAGAACCUCUGUGAGUAAUGGAGAAACUAUCACCAGCCUACCUAUCAGUAUUCCUCUCAGCACAGUGCAGCCCAAUAAACUCCCUGUUAGUAUCCCUCUGGCCAGCGUAGUCCUACCUAGCCGUGUUGAGAAGGUGAGAAGCACACCUAGCCCAGUUCAUCAGAGUAGAGACUCAUCGACACUUGAAAAGCAGAUUGGUGCUAGUUCUCAUAAUGGCGUAAGCAAUGCUGCUGGAAACAAGCCACUGGCUUUGGCUACCUCAGGUUUUUCUUACUCUUCUGGCUCCGUGGCAGUCAAUGGAAAUCUUACAAACAGCCCAGCCCAUCUUAACCAUAGUGUUGAUCAGGCAGCUCUGGACGACUCUGGGAGUCUGUUUAACUCAGUAGGGUCUCGGAGUUCCACUCCACAACAUCCUUUGCUAAUGAUGCAGUCAAGGAACCCUGGGCAAAACUCCCCUGCUCACCAGCACUCAACAAGCCCCAGGUUAAAUGGCACCUCCCAGAGCCUGGUAGGGGUAUUGCAAUAUGCAGAUGCUCAGAAGAUGUUUGCCGAAGGAACAAAGGGGGAUCUUCAGUCUGAUGCAGCGUUUUCAGAUCCUGAGAACGAGGCCAAGAGAAGAAUCAUCUUUACAAUCUCUCCUAAUACAGGACAUGUAAAACAAUCCCCUUCCAACAAGCACAGUCCUCUGCCCACGAGCGCUCGGCUGGACUGUGGCCAAGCACACGCGCAGGAUGGGAAGAAGCGAGGCCGGCGGAAGAGAUCCUCCACUGGGAAUCUCAGCGGGAACUCCGGGGUCUCCCCGAAACGCAAAUCCUUACCUACUGUGUCUGGACUCUUUACGCAACCGUCAGGUUCACCGCUCAAUAUCAACUCCAUGGUCAAUAACAUUAACCAGCCUUUAGAAAUAACAGCCAUUUCCUCUCCUGAAAAUUCCCUGAAGAACUCUCCUGUUCCUUACCAGGACAAUGACCAGCCCCCGGUACUGAAAAAGGAAAAGCCCCUCAUUCAGAGCAAUGGCGUUCAUUACUCUCCUCUAACAUCAGAUGAAGAGCAGGGAUCGGAAGAUGAGCACAAUAGCAGCAGAAUUGAGAGGAAAAUUGCAACAAUAUCACUGGAAAGCAAAUCUCCACAGAAGACUGUUGAAAAUGGUGGCAGCUUAUCUGGGAGGAAACAAGCACAAAGCAACGAAAACAUAAAUAGCAGUAAAUGGAAAUCUACUUUUUCACCAAUAUCUGACAUCAACCUGACCAAAACUACAGACAGUCCCUUGCAGUCGGUUUCAUCUCUGAGCCAGAAUUCGCUGUUUGCCUUCAGGCCGUCCUCCGAGGAUAGCCUUGCCAUCGACGCCAAGAUCACAGCGCACGCAAGGAAAAGCAUGGCCAUGCCCUCGUCUGGGGCAGAUGGGCUCAGCCCUAGUACAAACUCCACUAACGGAUUCGCGUACAACGGUGGACUGUCAACUGACAUUGGUUUACACAGCUUUAUCGAUGGUGCUUCUCUUCCGCAUAAGGCUUCAGAGGCGACGCCUUCCAGCUGCUCCCUGGGUUUCCAGUCACAGCGGAGCAAAGAUGUGGGGGUGUCGGAAACGAAUCCGUUUUUAAACAAGAGGCAACUCGAAGGCCUCAGCGGCACGAAAGGAGAAGACUUAAAUCGGUCGGCGGUCAAAGGCAAAGAGAUCAGCGAAAUAAGCAUUCGUACUGGGGGUUCUUCAGAAAAAAACUCUUUGCAGCAUAACGGAAAGGUUGGCAAAGGAAGGGACCGAGAUGUGGAGUUUAAAAAUGGCCACAACCUUUUCAUUUCUGCUGCUGUUUCAUCUGGUGGCCUUCUGAAUGGUAAAAGCCUUUCUACUGCUGUUUCUUCAGCAGGCAACCCAGCAUCUUCUGUUCAGACGCACCAUCCUUUCCUAAACACUUUGACCACUGGAUCACAGUUCCCCCUCGGCCCCAUGGCCUUGCAAGCAAACCUCAACUCAGUGACAAAUUCCUCAGUAUUGCAGUCCUUAUUUAAUUCAAUGCCAGCUGCUGCCAGUCUGGUCCAUGUGUCAUCAGCUGCAACCAGACUGACUAAUUCUCACACUAUGGGGAACUUCUCUCCUGGGGUUACAGGUGGAACAGUUGGAGGUAUUUUUAACCAUGCGGUGCCUUCUGCCUCCUCUCCUCAUCAAUUUGGAGCCAGUUUCAGCAGCAGUGCUGUCUCUAGCAGCACAGUGCUAAGCUUAAACCCUCUGCAGGCUGUUGCCAGCACCUCAUCCGCAUCCUUCCCACCCCCUUCCUCUAAUUUAGUAACAUCUAGUGAGACUAGAUCUGCUCAGCACCUCAACAGAGCGCCAGUGCAAUCUGUUUUCCAUUCCCCUCCACCUCCUCCUAACGUUUCAUUGCCCCCACCUCCUCCACUACUUGCUUCUAACCCCGAGCCUGCGCUUCUGCAGAACCUGCCAUCCAUCCCACCCGGUGAAGCUUUUUUGCCAUCCUCUUCUGCUGCUUCUGUCCAAACUGCUAACGCUUCUUUGUCUAUUAAGCUAGCUUCUCUCCAGCACAAAACCUCCCGCCCCUCCUUUACAGUCCAUCACCCGCCUCUGCCCCGUUUGGCGCUGGCACAGUCCGCGCCCAUGAUCACGCAGUCCAACGCAGCUGGCACGUCCGCUAUGUGGGUUACACUUGGCAUGCAGUCUCCUUAUGCUUCGCACCUUUCUGGGGUUAAGCCACGAUAAAGAGCUUGCUUAGCUAACAGUUCUUAUUUUGUAAGGUAAGGCUAGAGAAAAAAAAAGAGGACUUUUGUACAAGAUGCUGAAUGAUGCUCCUUCCUUUUCAGAGAUAGGUUGGGGAUGGAAUCUGUGAAACAGAAACCUCUAAAACGUGGGAAGCAAAUAAUCUGAUGGCAGAGGAUGGAGAGUCUUAAUGCUCUCUGUUCUGGGAGUCAGGAUUUCUCGACAAGGAGUGCUCAGAGUGGUAACUCUGGUCUGUCUCAUCGGACGUUAGGAUUAUGUUCAGGUUGAGAUCACUUCAUGAAAAUGUUUAUUUCUGACGAUCGGUAAUCAGGAAGAAUUGUCUAUUUUUAAGUAUGGUUUUAUACGGUUAUUGGAAGUGGUUGUUGUCUACCUUGAUUUCCCCCCUCCCCUCUUCUUGCCUUCUGACACAGACUGUUGCAUUUCCACAAGUCCAUGUUCGCAUAGUGUUAGGAUGCGUGAUGGUGCUGCUUUGUGAUUGUAUGUGGCAAUGUGGUGGUCUUGUUUUUGCUGUCAGUCAACAACAGCUGCUCUAAAUAAUCAUAAAGUUAAAAAUCUCUAGGUUACAAGCUGCAGCUUUGGCUUGGAGAACAAAUGCACUGGUCUUGCAUUGCAGUUAUUGUGCCCCCUGCACCAAUGGAAAACGCAACCACAGGUAGCAAAGGGUUGUAAUUUAUCUGUGCACUGCAGCUUUAUUGGACUUGCCUGCGAGGGCUAACAGUAACAGACUCCAUCGGAUGCUGUAUUUAUGCUCACUUGGCAAUCACUGGUUUACUGGGUAGACUGUGAAUGAGAACACAGGGAAUCUUCAGGGCUAACUGCGGUCCAUGCUUCAUAAAGGCUGGGGCCAUAGACGAGAGGAGGGUUUCUGGAGACUGUAUGCAUUUUUACUGAAGCAGGUAUUUAAAUGUCUUUAGAGGAACUCCAGAAUAAAGUGUACCACCACAGAGUUGGGUACUGUUGUUAAUGAAAAUACUCUGUGGCAUCCUGAUGUAACAACUUGUGCUUGCAAAGUUAAAUCAGUAUGUUAGGCCCCAGAGCUUGCUCCUGCUUUUCUUGUAGGUCUUUGAUGUUGUUGCUGUUCACUGAUACCAAAGCUACAUACGAUAUAUGGUCGAAUACUCUUUGCUGCUUAUAAAACAUAUGACUCAAUUACAAUAUACCUGAGAGAUUCUUUUGACUCUGCAUUGUGUAUAGUGUCUUCAUCAUCAAAUUGCUCCACAGACACAAACAAAUCCUCAUUAGUCUUUUGUGAGGCACGUAAGUAUUACCUCCGUCCUCCUAUACAAGAAAGCGAGGCUGAGGAAGAGUUUUGAGUAACGUGGUCCCUGUGUGCCACCCAACAGUGUGAUGUGGUUACAGAACGGGCUUGAAAGAACCUGGACAGAAACAAGAUGGGGGAGAAGAGCCAAGGAGGGUUAGGCUUGGGGUUUUGUAUACGUGAGCAACUCAAGCAAGGGCGGUGUGAAAGCCUUCUGCUGAAGCAGUUGCCUUUCCUGGAACUGAGGUCGUAUCGGGCUAGACUCCAAACCGUUGGAUGCCAUGGUCCCUGUCACAAAAGAGUUCUGAGCAAAAUAGGCGAGGCACAAAAGUGAUGUACGGAGAAGAGUAGCUGGAUGACAAAGCUGGAUUGUGGAGCAAAGGAGCAGAAGUAAUGCUGCCAGGAGGUGGUGUAUGACAGACGUACCGUAGCCGUGGUCCCGCUCUGUGUGACUCUUGAACGUAGGUCAAAUAGUUGAGCAGUUUCAUUGACGUCGGUGUAAAUACGUGUGCUCAGAGCCCUGGAUGAAACUAGGUUGAAAUCUGGAAUCAGGGGCUAAAAUCAACUGCUUUGCUUCUCAUAAUGUCUCUCCCCCAAGGUAAUAAAAAACUCAAAGCAGAUCAGCGUGUGCUAGAAAAAGAUGGAAGUACUGAGUGGGGGGGAGUACUCCCCCCCCCCCCCCCGCUCAGAGUCAGUCACAGGAGGACAGAAUUCAAUACGGUUACACGGGCAGAGAGCUUUAAAAACUGCAGCAGCCGGGAAGGGCCGCGUGUCGCCCUCGGAGGCAUCCUUUCUUUCUAAUUGCAGUUGGGUCAAAGAGUUGCUCCUUCUUUGCUGGCUAAUGAGGUCUUGGAGCAAUGUAGCAGUGACUGACACAUCUAACGCACAGCAGAUUUUUGUCUUUUAUUUAGAUGAGUCUCUUCCUCUCCUCCUGUUGUGCAGGUAACUAGGAUUUCUACCUCAACCCAAUGUGACCUAUGCAAGGACAACGUGGACCAACUUCACUCGGCUUCCACUGAAAGGUGCUCACCUGGCCUGUGCAGGGGUUUCUACUCUCUUACUACUGGACAAAAUAAAAACAUUAAAAAAAGACCUAAACAACAGAGAAAAUAUUUACUGUGAAUCUGAGUAAAAAAAGACAAAAAAGACAAAAAAAAAAAAAAGGGCAAAAGAGAUGCUUAAAGCUCCAGUUUGUAUUGUUGAUAGUUUAGAUAAAGUAUUUAUCUUUUUUUAAAAUGAAAACAAUUUUGACUUAUUUUAUUCCACCUAGAACCAUAAAUACAACUUAUUAUUAAAUUCUCUGAAUAAUAAAGGACUGGCACACCAGCAGAGAUGUAAAGAGCCUCCUCUCGGUGCUAUUUCAUCCGUUAGAACUGUGCCUCUAGUUUGAAUCCUUGGUGCUGAAUUUGGAGGGUUGACCAAUGCCAAACCCAGUUCUCAGAAAGGUCUGCAGUUUAUUUAUUGAACUUACUCUGUUCAUAUACCAAAAUCCACUUGGUUUGCAGCAGUGUGAGCUGCAGAGAAAGGCAGUCUUCUGUCUCAUGUUUUGUAUCACUUUGAACUGAGCUGGGCGCUCUGUUAACUGGGUGGUUUUUAAUUGUCUUUGUUACGUACAAGAACUCAGUACUCCCCUCUGGAGUGGCAGCUAGAGUACCUGGGGUGGCCCGGGCGAGCUCAGCCAUCGCAGGCACAGUUGGAACAGAAAAAAUUCAAGUCCUGCCCCAUUCAAACUACUUCACUGGGCCAUUUGCAGUUGCUGGUGGCACUCGAGUCACUGUGAAUUUUGGUAGCUAGUCUGGUAACUUGUUUUGGGAUGUCAUUGGCAUAUGAACAGGGUGCAUAAUCACUGGUAUUGGUCAGGCCCUUUUUACCAACAUUGGGAAGACUGAACGUAGUGCUUCUGUACUGGUGCAGGUAGCAGAUUCUCUCAGCUUGUUGUUUUUGUUCCAAGUACAAUGUAUUUUGUUAGUAGGGUUUUGAUACUUGAUUCAGAAAUGGCUUAGCCGUGUACAUUUAUUGAUGAAGUGCAUUUUGCUUUUGUAUUUCUUUGCUUUAAGUAGGUCUAAAUGGUAGUUCACAAAAACACCACAAUCUAGCUUACCAUGCUGCCACACUAUCAGACUGGUGCAGUUAAUUGUAUUGUGACUUGGUGUUCUGUGUACAGAAAGUGCCGCUCGGAGCAGCGGCUGUAUUUUAUAGAGAUGUGAUGAAAAAAUUAUAAAUUUCAUAUACUUUAUUUCAUUUAUUUUUAGAUUGUACAAUGCACAGUAAACUUGUAAAAACUUAUUUAUUUGAGUGCACAAAGUGAGGAGAAGGAUGAUCCAUUAACUAGAAAUCACCCUGGUCUGUAGUUCAGACUGGACCAAGCACCAAUAAAGGAAACUACAGUAGAAGAGGGGGAAUUGCAACAGCAAAACGAUGAGAAGAAAAACACAGUUAGGCUUGGGGGAAAUACCUGCCGGCUAGCCCCCGUGCCCUGAGGGGCAGCACUGCCCGCUCUGCGCCGGAGGCACUCGCUGUCCUCGGAUCCCUUCUGGGUCCCUCGUGCUCCCCGAGGAUCUCCCGCCGCCAGCAGUCGGGCAUUCACCCGCGACUCCAGCCCUGCCUUAGCAGCCGCCCGCCGGGGCGUCCCGCCGUCCCCGAGAGCCGGGCUGAGCGCGCUGGCUCUUUUGUCUCCUGCCUCAAACCCGGGGUUGGGGGGAGGCGAGGUGCCUCUGCCCUCGGGUGCUUCCCUCCUGCUGCCUGGGUCCCCGAGCGACGGUUGAGCGCACCGUGCCGGCCGUGGUCAGGAGAGCGGUGGGGGGUGAGGUGCCAGGGCAGCUCCUACCCUCUGCACGCUUCAGUUAGUCCCUUCGCUCUGUACCUCAUCCCUGGUAAUCUUAGUAGAGAUAUAGGACCAAGUGUGCAGCUAUUUUGUUGAUUCCUACGCGUGUCUUCCAUAGGCAGCCUUUGCGUGCAGAAACUGUUCAUCUAACUUUGCCGCCUUACUCACUGGAAAAGGAAGGGAUCGAUAGCCCUGGAAAUUAGGGACCUUUGGGAACUGUUUUCUGCUUUGCAUGUGGGAGAGGACUUGACAGCGGUGCACCCUGCUGAGUCACGGCAAGAUGAAAACCUAGAACAGGGCAAAAAUGCUCAGAGGGUGAUAGCUGAGAAACAUCCAGUAGCUUCUAGUAGAAGCCGUACACAGUUUAUGUCCUGGAAUCCAGGAAGACAAUGUAACCCAGAUGUUUUGCAGCUGGGAGUUGGGCCGCUCCAGCUUCUUCCAGAUCUUUGGGUAACUGGAAGCUGCGGAGCUGCCUUAGCAUCCUUCCCAGCAAAUGGCAGAGUGCUCAGGUCUUGGAAGGCUUUAAAUUGGUAGGCUGUGCCUGAGCAAUUGCUGGAGAGACAGCGGCCUUAAUUACAUCUCCCCCUGUCAUUUAUAUCCCCAGUGAGAGAGAGGAGGAAAUGCAAGUAGAAGCUUUUAAUCACUCUGCUUUUAUCGGAUCCUUUUCUGAAAAGGGUCCGAAAUACAGAGCUCCUUGGACCUCUUGUGCCCCCUUUCAUCUCAAACCACAGAAGACGUCCAGCAAGAGAACUCAGCUGCCAUCACCUGUCCUGUACGGGCAGGGCUCGCUUGCGCUCGCACCCGGGGUGCUCACAGGACCCUGGCAGAGACGUGUGUUUGGGGAAGGAGCCGACUCGCUGCGCUCUCUGGGACCUGCUGUGCUCUCCACCAGCUGCUCGAGGCCCGGGUCGCCCAGCUGGCUCCGGGCACUCCGCGGCCGAAGAGGACGGCUAGCUUCUCGUCGUGGGAAUGACUUGCUUUGUCCCGAGGCUCCCAGCAUCUCGGGAAUUGGUGCCUGGGGAGCAAGACAGAACUGCAAGACAUGGUUUAGUGGUGGACUUGGCAGUGUUAGCUUCACAGCUGGACUCGAUGGUCUUAAAGGUCUUUUCCAACCUAAAUGAUCUCGGAUUCUAUGACCCUCCGGAUCGAAGGCCCUGGGCAGGGAGUUUGUCAUCUGCUCGCCGGUGGGUGUUGUGGAAAAGCAAAGCCCCUUCUGUCCCUCAGAGUCGUCACCUGUGGUAGCAGGUGCUUCGGUGAGCAGCCGCCAGCCCGUGUUGCCUGCAGGACUUGCUCGGGAGCAGCUGUUGGAGACCCGCGGCACAAGCCCGCUCGCUGUAGCUGAGCACGCGUGCGCUGUCAAGGCGUUUUCAACUACCCGGCAUUUUGGAGUCUGAUUCGCCAGCUGUCAUCUGGGAAAGCCAAAUGAAACCAGAUGCUGACCCAGGAAUAAACAAACGUGUAGUUAGGAUGUGCUUGAAAUGGAUUCAGUCUGCUGGCCAACGUGCUGAGCAUCUGCUUCAACCUCCCGGGUCUGUUGGGACCAGGCCUUCAUCUACCUCUGCAUCUCCUCAGUGCUGUCAUUCCCAGGGACCCCGUGUUUCCAUCUUGGCAGCCCACGCUGCAGGAGUCCGGAGCUUCUCUGGCCUCGCUGGUGUCUUCCACCCACGUCUGGUACCUUUGGCACCUUCACCUUGCGGCACGUUGUGUAAUUGCAACGCGUUUCACUUGCGUGGCUCCUCUCAUCUAAAUCUUCAUAGUAAUGUGCUAACGCUUGCAGGCAGCGGUGUGAGAUGGGAAGCCAGGCAAGGGCGGGUUUUGGACUGAUGUCUUAGUAUUGCAUUAACUGGGAGGUAUUGGCAAGAGAUUUGUGGUGUUGUCUUCCCUGCUGCCCGGUCUUUUAUCACUUUGUCAUAAUCCUCAGGCAAGUUCAGCUUGCUUCUCCUCUGUCUGCAAAACGGGGAGAGCGUUUACCUCUGCUCUAGGGUUGCAGAAGGAAUAGCUUUGAGAUGGUGAGAUCGGAGCCAUAUGGCUACAAGAACAAGACCCUCGUGACCCUACUGUAGGAGUGCUGCGCCAGAGGUCUGAAACCUGUUUUCAAUAAUUGGAGAUGCUUUUGAGUAAUCAAAGCCAAACAGCCAGUUCCAAAAAGGAAUUCCUUCUGUGUUACCACAUCCUGCCGGGUCCAGUCCUUUCGUUGCUGUCACACAUGUUCCUUCUCCUCCACGCCGCCGUUGCCAGCGAGGGACUCGUCAGGAAGCUAAAAUACAUCUUGUAGCAUAUACGUUGCCAAAAAAUAUGGAACUUCCUGAGCGUUGCGCUGAGCAAGACCUGUGCCCUGCUGCUAAAUGUCAGCCUUGAGGAACAAGCCUUGCGCGCUCUUCCUUUUUUGGUGAUUUGCUACCCCUGGCUUGCGCUUGCUGGGUUCAGUCCGCUGAGACCCACCGUGCUGUGAAGCUGGGAGUGCUCCAAAAACAUUAAACCCAAACUUGCUGUUUGCUGCAGAUUAGUCAUUCAGCAACAAUUCUUCCAUUAGCCAGGGGUGUGUAGGACACGGAGCAGUCAGAUUUCUCUGCUUAUCGUGUAGCUGAGGGAGAAAGUGGGAAAACAUUGCUGCAGGACGUGAAAGCUUGGGUUGCUGAAACCGAGCCAGCGUGCAGACUGGCGGGGAAGUCGAGCUGCCCCUGCAUCGCCUCUUGUUUUGGUGCAAACGAGGCUGUUUCCUUUUAGGAAGGCCGUGGAUUGGUCUGGACAGUCGCAGUGAUGGGAAGCAUCUUCACCUCUCUUAGUCCAGGCUUUGGAUGAAAUGGGAGAGAGGCGAAGGGGGAGCUGCCAGCGACGGGGCGUGCAGCACAGCCUAGGUGUACAGGGCAGGUGGAGACAGAGUGCCGUCUCCGACCAGUGUCCUCUGAUAGCAGGAACUCCUGUCUCCUUGGCCACCCAAACACAGAAAUACUUUCUUGUGCUUCCAUUUCAUUUCCUUCCUUUCUAGUGGCAAUAGCGCGUGAUUUAUGUUCAUCCUGCUGUUGGCUGGGGUUUGGCGUGGCUCUGGGUGUGGGCUCGGCCUCGAUUCCCCCUGUGCCAGGACCGGCUGGCGGGACGGGCGCGUGAGGACGAAGCUGAGCUUGCAGGGUCUGAGUCUGUGACUGCACCUACAGUCGCUGGAGUAGCCCGGGCAGGAAGGUUGCAUCACUGGAUUGUGAAGGGAUCUACUAGUCACUGGUUUUGUGGAUCAAGAGCUUUCAAAUCCCCAGGGCUUGACGCUCCUCAGCCUGAGACACCCAGCUGUUUGGCACACCCAAUUACUUAAAGCAUUGAGCAGCUUGCUUCUUUCUUUGCCCGGGUAUUAAGUUUGACUAAAUAACUUCUUUAUUUGAAAUCUGCUGAGCAGAUAAGUUUCUGGCUUGAUAAGCUCUUCCGUUGCAUCUGAAUAACAUUUCAAAGUGGAGCAUUGCUUCAGUACUGCUCGGCCGUGGAGGCUGGUCGGGGUGGCCCCGUGUCGCGUGGUCAAGCGUGUGGCUGCGUGUACGUGUAGGUGCCUGCUGGGGACGAGUUUCCUCCUGUGAGGUGUUGGUGACACUUCAACCUCCUCCUUCGGGGGCUGGACUAGCCGACCUUCAAAGAUCCCUUCCAACCCAAACUCUUCUGUGAUUCUCUCUACAGAGAAUACCCGGGAGUAGCUGCUCUGCCUCAGAAAAUAAACGGGAGGGGUGUGAGCGGGAAGGAGAUGGAUGGAAGCCAGCUCUGCCUCGCCUGUUUUUAUUGCAGCACGGAUUCAUACCGGACGCAGUGGGGCUACAGCAGCCUUUGCAGGUCGGGUGCUCCACACCACGGCGGAUUUACACCCCGCAGUGAGGAGGGGGUGUCUCAUCCCAGCCUUCCCUGCAGAGGCGGCUGUGCCCUCCCGUGCUGCUGGGCUUCCCCUUCUGGGAGAAGGUCUUUUAGUGCGGAGUAACGAGGUGGUGGGCAGGCAGCUUGGGGUCACCUCCAGGGCCCUCUGUGGGUUGAUUCUUGCUGGGAUUGUUUAUUUAGAAAGCAGCAUCUGCUCCCCCCCACUCAUUAUUUUUCCACUUGGAAGAGAGUCCAAGCAGAGGGGAGAGGCUGAGCGAUUGCAUGGCAGGGGAGAGCAUCGGCAAAUGCAGAGCUGGUCUCUGCAGCAGGGCAGACUUGGCUUUUGUUCAGGCGAUGGGUUUUUUUUGUGGGACGCAGAGUGGUGAGCAGCUCGAGGGCCAGCACGCGCUUUCGUCUCCUCCGAGUUUAUUGAGAGCUCCCCCCCCCCUUUCUUUGUGACUCCUGCGGAUGCGUCCUUGGCCCUCGGACCCGCGGCAGGGACUCCCGGCCGGAGGCGACCCCCGGCAGCUGCCUGGCUCGGCAGGACAAAGCCCUGCAGACACGGGAGGUUUUGCAGGAGGGGGCCUUCAGGUGACAAACGCCGCUCCGUCACCCCGCGGCUCCCUGCCCCGCGCGAGGUUUUUGCCGCGUUGCUGGAAGGGGAGACUUCCAGCGCCGGGAGCUUGCUUUCGAGCUGCUGAUCCCGACAUCCCUCCCCUGGCCCUUCCUUCCUCAGCUGGGUCUGGAGUUGGUGCUCAUCCCCCCCCCCCCAGCUCUGGUAGCACACAGGCGCUGCCCCUGGCUGGAGCGGGGCGAGUGCCCACGGCAGGCGCUGCUUGCAGACCAGCCCUUCGUUAGGACUUGCUAAUUUGUCCCGGUGCCCACGUUCAGGCGGCUUUGGUCGAUCAAGUUCUACGUAGAACCCGUUUGCUUUCAGUGUUGGAAUCAGUCCUUUUCGUACAGGGUAUGGAAACCUGAAGGUUAUCGAGAUAUUUUUUUCUGGGAGGGAGUUAGCCCAACUCACACAGGUGACUGUCUUGAAAAAAUUCUGCUUUUGUUGUUUUUGCCUGAGCCAAAAGCAUAAAGAGGAUUAAGCAUUGGGAGCUCCAAAUGACGAUUUCUUCAGUUAAGGAGUGGAUGUUGUGCAGUGGACUGCAAACCAACAAUAAUGCAUUUUAAAAUCGCAGUUUGGGGAGAAGAAACUAGACAGUGUUUUUGUGAACUAUCUCUGCAGCACUGAGGAAAAAUGACAAGAAUUGGAUUUUAUUGAAGCACAGAGAUGUAGUCAGUGUACGAGUAUUUGAAGUUUUACGGCUGUUAAGGAUUUUUUUUCUUCCUUUUUUUGCUCCAACAUUUCCAUAGCUUGCAUAUCAGGUUUUCACUAAAAGAUGGAUUACCAGUUUUUAAAAUGUUGUUGUGCCAUAUUUUAUUUAUCCUUAUGCAUUAUAAAUAUAUAAAUAUCUAUUUAGACUGAAUAUUGCAAUGCAAGAUGCUAUUAUUGUGAACUUCAGGGUUUAAAUCUGGGACAAAAAAAAAGUGGGAAAUACUUCUCCAGUAUAUUUGCUCUUUGUGACCCUCUUUCUGAAGAGGUUUCUUAAGUUUUUAGUUUAAAAACAAACUCACAUCUUAAAAUUCAAAGUUUUACGAUGCUAACCCUGAAGUUCUCAAGUUUGUGAUCCUUUGGUUUUUUCAAGGUACAUCUGGUUGCUUUUCUGGUGCAGUCAAAUCAUUCUUUAGAAAGGUCUUGGUUCUGGAGUUAAUGAGGAAAAGGUGGAAUGGGUUGAUCCAUCCUGCUUGGCUUUUUUAACCUAUUAAUCUUUUAAGCGAUCAAUUUCAAAUUAAAAACCAACUUUUUAGGUCUCUGUUCUACUUAAAACUUUUUAGGAGUGAGAGCCUGCCCUCGCUGAGUGGGACUUUGAUGGGGAAAGCAGUAGAUUAUGAGGUUGCUGUUGCUCAGGAAUUGAUUAGUAAACUUUUAACUACUAAUAAAAAUCCAUUUUUCAAUGGAUUUUUUAAGAAAAACAUUUUCUUAGAACAGUGAUAUGGGAUGUUUCCUAGUGAAUAGGAAUUAGUUUAUAUAAUUUAGCCUAUUAAACUGAAUUAUUUAAAAUUCAAACUUCCCCUAAUUUAUCUUUUGUUGUGGUUUUUUUUUUUUUGGUUUUUGUUUUUGUUUUUUUUUUUUUUUUUUAUACCGGUAAGUUGUCCUGUCAUUCCUUUCAUUCUUCCAUAGAAGUAGCGUGAAUUCUUCUGGUGUGUAUAUAUGUAUGUAUAAUAUAUAUAUUUCCACCCUGCCUUUCUAAUUCUCCACAAUGUAAGAGUUAGUUUUUUCUCCCCUCCCUCCACUUAAUUUCUUGUGUCUUCACCUUGAUUUGUAAUUGAAACAAUGCUUUGAAGUUUUGUCUUUAUAUUAAAGUGUAUGUAUUUUAAUACAC